AUGAAGUUCUUGCGGAAAUCCGACCGGGGAAGUGUCUUGGGCAGCACGCUCUUUUCCUUGGCGUUUCUGUUCUACAGCCCGCCGACGGCGGCACAAAGUCCACCCCCCGAUGGAGCGGUCUACGACUAUAUUGUCAUCGGGAGCGGACCGGGCGGCGGCGUUGUGGGAGCCAAUCUCGCCAAGGCGGGAUACUCGGUCCUGCUCCUCGAGGCGGGAGACGACAGCCCCGGCGCGGGGUUCGGGGUGUACACGCCGACCGUGACCUGGGACUUCUACGUCAAGCACUAUCCCGAGGGGGAUCCGCGAGACAACCAGUACAGCCACCUGACCUGGCUCACCCCCGACGGCCGUUACUGGGUGGGCCAGAGCGGUGCGCCCGAGGGCUCCCGGCUCCUCGGCGUCUAUUAUCCCCGCGGUGCCACCCUGGGAGGGUCGUCCAUGAUCAACGCCAUGGUCGUCUGGCUGCCGAAUGACAGCGACUGGGACUACCAUGCCGAGGUCACGGGAGACGACAGCUGGAGAGCCGAGAACAUGCACAAGAUCUUCCAGAAGAUCGAAAAGAACAACUACCUGCCCCGGGGCACGGCAAACCACGGGUUCGACGGCUGGUUCCAGACGCAGAUGGGGACCAUGGUGCAGACCAACCGGACAGGCCCGCUGCAGGGCAACGGCGUCAUGACGACGUACGCGCAGGACUGGAACCUGACGAUACCCAUGUCGGACCUCCUGAUCCGCGACCCCAACGAGAUCGGCCCGGACCGCGACCAGACGUCGAGCAUCUACGGGCAGGUCAGCCACCAGUUCGCCAACGGCAACCGGUACAGCUCGCGCCACUACGUGCAGGACGCCGUCAGCUCUGGCGCCAACCUGACCGUCUCCCUGACCUCGCUCGCGACCAGGAUCCUCUUUGACACGGUGACGGAACCCGACAGCCCGCGGGCGACGGGGGUCGAGUACCUCUUUGGCAAGUCGCUCUACAGGGGCGACAGGCGGCGGGCGGACGGCGCGAUCGGGGUCAACCGCACGGCCGUGGCGCGGCGCGAGGUGAUCGUGUCCGGGGGCGCCUUCAACUCGCCACAGCUGCUGCUGCUCAGCGGGAUCGGCAACGCGACCGAGCUGGAGGCGCUGGGGAUCCCCGUGAUCCGGGACCUGCCCGGGGUGGGCCGCAACCUGAUGGACAACCAGGAGAUGCCCAUCGUGGGCACGGGAAGCCCCGGCGGCGGCCCGGGGGCGGUGGCGGGCGUGGCCAUGUACAAGACGCGGCACCCGGCCCACGGGGAGCGCGACAUGUUCCUCUUCGGCGGGCCCGGCUUCCUCUUCCGCGGCUUCUGGCCCAACGAGGCCGUGCACCUGCCCGACGAGCCGGCCCAGCCCGUCUACGGCGUCAGCAUGGUCAAGGGGUCGAGCGUCAACAACGGCGGCUGGGUCAAACUGCGGAGCCGGGACCCGACCGACACGCCCGAGAUCAACUUCAACCACUACGCCGUCGGCGCCGAGUACGACCUCGAGGCCGUCAAGGACACGGUCGCCUGGAUCCGGUCCGUCUACCGGCGCGUGGGCAUCGCGACGGUCGAGCCGCCGUGCGCCCGCGGCCCCGACGAGAACGGCUACUGCGGCGAGGAGGACGAGGCCUGGAUCCACAAGCAGACCUUCGGCCACCACCCGACCUCGACCAACAAGAUCGGCGCCGACGACGACCCCACCGCCGUGCUCGACUCCAAGUUCCGCGUCCGCGGCGUCCGCGCCCUGCGCGUCGUCGACGCCAGCGCCUUCGCCAGGAUCCCGGGCGUCUUCCCCGUCGUCUCCACCUUUAUGAUCUCGCAGAAGGCCAGCGACGACAUUCUGGCCGAGCUGGAGGCCGAGUCACGCUGA
Thermothelomyces thermophilus ATCC 42464 is the source of this 1872-nucleotide messenger RNA. Its product is annotated as GMC oxidoreductase-like protein. Gene Ontology annotation, molecular function: flavin adenine dinucleotide binding; oxidoreductase activity, acting on CH-OH group of donors. Lineage: Eukaryota; Fungi; Ascomycota; Sordariomycetes; Sordariales; Chaetomiaceae. The record is from RefSeq and is a predicted model, not a curated record. Bases 1 to 1872 code for a protein of 623 amino acids. The transcript has 2 exons.